Prorocentrum cordatum is the source of this 1651-nucleotide messenger RNA. The record is from the annotation of a GenBank genome assembly. NCBI's taxonomy places the organism in Eukaryota, Dinophyceae, Prorocentrales, Prorocentraceae.
AUGCCGUCGCCGUUUGGCCAGGGCGGGCCCAUGGGCGACGAUUUGCAUUUUGCGGCUGGGCUGACGGCGGCGGCGGCGACCAGGGACGCUCAUGGCGUCGCAAUCUUCGCCGCGCUGCUGAGCGACCUCCGCGAUUCCAAAUUUGUCACCGAAGACAUCGGGAUCUCAUACGUCUUCAUAGACGCGCGGCCGCAGAAUUUGCAGGGGGCUUUCUUCGGCCAGCCAGCAGCGGAGGAAGGGAUGCGGUCGGCCUUGGAAGAGACGUUCUGCGCCAUAGAUGACGACGCGGCGCCAGCCAUGGUCAAGCUGCUCGUGGACCAGACCAUCAAGUUUUACCGGGCCGCUGAUUUUCCGGAUUGGUUUGCCUGCAGCAUGGAUCUGAUGACUUGCCACGUGCAUUUCUGGAUGUUUGGAGGCGUGAAGGGUUGCCCGUGCGGGCUUGGGUCCGUGGCUGAUGCGUUCAAACAUUUCCUUGCGUUGAUCGCGGCAGUGUUGCGUCGGGUACUGGGGCUCAUGGCCGCCGCGUAUUUUGACGACAAUGGCGAGCAGCCCAUCGGCCAGACGCUGGAGCUGCCCCAAGAAAUCUGCACGGCGUGGAGGCGCCCGCAGCAAAUCUUCCCCGCAGAGGCCAUCGCGCUGACCAUCGCCACAUGGUCGGUGCAUCUCUACGUUCGCCACCUAGGUAUCAUUUGGUUCACCAACAGCGAGACCGCAGCGUCGGCAGGCAGUCGGGGGAUUUCUGAUGAGCCGCAGGUGGAGAUCGCAGCGCAGGUCUCGCACUUGCGCUUGUUGCGGGUGGGGUGCCAGGACCACCGUGCGCUGCUCUUCGGCAGCCGCUUCGGGCCCCGCGGGGAGGAGAACCAGAAGGGCAGGAACGCUGCGGCGUUGCUGGCCGCGCGAGGGCGCGAGGCGGUGGAGGAGCAGAACGAGGAGUUCAUCGACGCUCUCGCGCUGAAGGCGGCCGCCCUCAAGCAGGUGGCAACAGACGUCGCCGAGGAGGCCAAGGGGUCCAUCAGCCUCGUGGAGCACCUGGGGGACAGGGUCGACCGGGCUGCAGCCGUGCUUGGCAAGACCACCGAGAGGUCGUGGGCGCCCCGGCAGCUGGAGCCUCCUCUGGCUGGCCAGCUUCGCGCUCGCGCUGGCCGUGCUCCUCUACGUGCUCGCCCGCGGCGGCGGCGCGGCCCAAGGCGCGGCCGCGGGUGCCUCCUUCCUCGCCGAGAGCGGUGCGCGCGGGAGCGGCCUUCGCGAGGGCGCCGGCGUCGGCGCGGGCACGGCCUUCCUCGGUGCAGGCCUUCCCGGGAGGCAGCAGUGAGGACCCGCCGCACUCCGCGCAGGUGCCAGGGCGGAGCAGGGCGGAGGUGGAGGCGCGCGCUGGCCGUGAGGGAACAGCAGGCUCGCAGCUGGCGCGCCACGAGCCACGUGCACAGUACGUACUGAUGGGCCGAUGUCCCACCAGCGCGGCCUCGCCAUCCUCCCUUCUCCCCCGUCCUACCUGUGGUAGUGGUGGUGGAAAAUUUGUCCAUCACGUACCAGUCGGCCCUUCUGAUUCCGAGAGCUAGCCAGCGGCGUGUGCAGUAGCCGCCCGGCGGGCUCGCAGACUUAGUCGGCUGCACAUAAAACCAGUGGGCAGGCCGCCGCCCGUGUGCACAAA